Messenger RNA from Kockovaella imperatae, 1459 nucleotides. RefSeq lists its product as hypothetical. Gene Ontology annotation, cellular component: transcription export complex 2. NCBI's taxonomy places the organism in Eukaryota, Fungi, Basidiomycota, Tremellomycetes, Tremellales, Cuniculitremaceae. The transcript has 11 exons. The record is from RefSeq and is a predicted model, not a curated record. Gene Ontology annotation, biological process: post-transcriptional tethering of RNA polymerase II gene DNA at nuclear periphery; transcription elongation by RNA polymerase II; poly(A)+ mRNA export from nucleus. Gene Ontology annotation, molecular function: double-stranded DNA binding; RNA binding. Bases 55 to 1263 code for a protein of 402 amino acids.
UGCACAGCAGCAAGCGUCGAGCAGGGUCCAAAGUGGAGCGGCGCAGAGCUCGAUAUGAAGCUACAGCAGUACCUUAACUCCUUCCUCGAGCCGCUGUCGGCUCAGGAUACGAGACCCCUUAUACGGUUGUUAGAUUGCAGGAAUAAGACCGCUAGGGGAUUGUCAGAUACUAUUGGACCGAUUGAUGAUCGCCGACUCUCGAAUCCUGGCUAUACCCUUCCUGAGCCAUGGGAUGGUAUAGCACUCCGACAUUGCGCUUGCGUGCAUGCGCUGUACACAAAUGAGUAUCAAGCUGCGUACGCACACCAAUCAGCUCUCAUUGGACUGUUCUACCGCUGGUUUCAAGACCAAUCAUCUUGGGUGUUACCGGUUCUCUACUUAAUCUUGAGGGAUCUGAGAGAUCUAGCAGAACAGGCCGAUCAAAAGACGUACGCAGCUGAAGGCAAGAUGCCAGCGCUGGAAGAAUGUACGAGGACAGUCAGCAAGGCCUUCACGAUGUGUGCAACAGAUAGGACAUUCAAAGGCUUCGAAUCACGUCGGAAUGGAGUCUACCACGUAGCGUGUCUGAGCAUCAAGUGUUAUUUCAAGGUUGGCAAGCCAAACCUCUGCAAGAAUGUCAUCCGGGCUGUGACAUCUGACCCGAAGACACCGUCAGUUGACGAGGCUCCAUUGACAGACCAAGUCACAUGGCAUUUUUACAUUGGUAUGCUGGCGUUUCUCAAUGGCGAGGACAAAAAGGCCGAUGAAGAGCUCUCAUGGGCACUCGCCAAUUGUCCGAUAGAAUCAAAACGAAAUCAAGAACUCAUCUUGACAUAUCUCAUCCCAUUACAUCUCCUUCGAGGCUCCCUCCCUUCUCCCACCUUACUCGCGCUCCAUCCCCGUCUUCAACUCCUCUUCUCACCUUUCAUCAACGCCAUCAGGACGGGUGACGUGAGAGAAUACGAUGAACGUCUGGAGUGGGCUCAACCCAGAUUGGUUGGGAUGAACAUCUAUCUCAUGCUUGAGAGAGCCAGAGAAGGUUGUCUGCGAAUGCUUUUCAAGAGGGCAUGGUUGGCGAGUGACAAGUCGACACGGAUACCCAUUUCAACAUUUCAGAUCGCCCUGCGAUUACAUCGGAUAGAUGUUCAUUCUGAUGAAGUCGAGUGUAUGGUCGCCAAUAUGAUAUACAGGGGCUUCAUCAAGGGAUACAUCUCACAUGAAAAGCAAAUGGUGGUACUCGCAAAGACCAAUCCAUUUCCACGCCUGGAGACUUUGCCACGGUAAAACCUGCCACAACCCUUUAUCAAACUGCAUGACGUGUCAAUUAUAUCACCCGUGCGGAAUCUUUCCAUCGGUGCCUCGGGCCCGAAUUUUUUCCCCCUUAAAAACAAGCACAAAACGCUUUCGCAAGCGUCUCGGCGGGGGAUUGAUAUUGGGCGAUGCAAGAGCAGCAAGGCUUGUCAGAGCAAGAGCGUGGAUG